Messenger RNA from Drosophila eugracilis, 41092 nucleotides. RefSeq lists its product as uncharacterized. NCBI's taxonomy places the organism in Eukaryota, Metazoa, Arthropoda, Insecta, Diptera, Drosophilidae. The transcript has 66 exons. Bases 495 to 40061 code for a protein of 13188 amino acids. Gene Ontology annotation, biological process: signal transduction. The record is from RefSeq and is a predicted model, not a curated record. Gene Ontology annotation, molecular function: protein binding.
AGUUGAACAUCGAAGAAAACGGCAGCAAAAACGAAAAGUGCUCCUCGAAAACCGUGAAAUUCUGAAGGGACUGUGUGAGAGCAGCCAGAAAUCCAAUCAGACACACACACAUACACACAAACACAAAGACAUUUACACCCAUACACUGACACUGACACGCACACAACCGAAUCGGUCGCCUGUACGAACACACCCUCUCGCACACUCAUGCACUCGUGUACAUAUAGCUUACAUAAAGUCUAAAGGAAAAAUCGAUAGGAGUGCAUUAAAUAUUCAGCGAAAAAAAGAAACGGGCAAAAGGUCUAGAGCAAAAAUCUCUUCAAAGCAGUGCGAAUUUUCUUCUGUAGCUUACGGCAAAGAAAAGUCCCAGGGCCCGUGAAAAAAUAUGACUAAUCUGCAGUGACGACAUAGGGCGCUUACACAAUUUCUCUACACCAAAUUAAACGCAGAAUUAAACUCGCAGCGGACAUUUUCCCAUUGGCAAUCGUUGAAAAAUGGUCACCGAAAAUGGAGCUCAGGGCGAUGGCAAUACUUCCUUCCUGCGUGCCGCUCGCGCCGGAAAUCUGGAGCGAGUGCUGGAGCAUUUGAAGAACAACAUUGACAUUAACACGAGUAAUGCGAACGGCUUAAAUGCCCUUCACUUGGCCUCCAAGGAUGGGCACAUCCAUGUCGUCUCCGAACUCCUGCGUCGGGGAGCGAUCGUGGACAGUGCCACCAAAAAGGGCAACACCGCCCUUCACAUCGCCUCAUUAGCUGGACAGGAGGAGGUGGUGAAGCUACUGCUGGAGCACAAUGCGUCCGUGAAUGUACAAUCCCAGAAUGGAUUUACUCCACUUUAUAUGGCCGCCCAGGAGAACCAUGACGCAGUGGUACGACUCCUUUUGUCCAACGGAGCUAACCAGAGUCUGGCUACCGAAGAUGGUUUUACCCCAUUAGCGGUGGCCAUGCAGCAGGGUCACGACAAAGUAGUUGCCGUGCUACUCGAGAGUGAUACCCGAGGAAAGGUCAGGCUUCCGGCGCUGCACAUUGCAGCCAAGAAGGACGACGUCAAGGCUGCCACUCUGCUUUUGGAUAAUGACCACAAUCCGGACGUAACUUCCAAGUCGGGCUUCACCCCGCUGCACAUCGCCUCUCAUUAUGGCAACCAGAACAUCGCCAACUUGCUCAUACAGAAGGGCGCCGAUGUCAACUACUCGGCCAAGCACAACAUCAGCCCACUUCACGUUGCUGCCAAAUGGGGCAAAACCAAUAUGGUAAGCUUGCUCCUGGAAAAAGGGGGUAACAUCGAGGCAAAGACACGGGACGGACUCACUCCACUCCAUUGCGCAGCCCGUUCGGGACACGAGCAAGUGGUGGACAUGCUGCUCGAACGGGGAGCUCCUAUCUCUGCUAAGACCAAGAAUGGUUUGGCACCCCUCCAUAUGGCCGCCCAGGGUGAGCAUGUUGAUGCCGCUCGCAUCCUGUUGUACCAUCGUGCUCCUGUCGACGAGGUGACAGUAGAUUAUCUAACUGCCCUUCAUGUGGCUGCCCAUUGUGGUCAUGUCAGAGUGGCUAAGCUUCUCCUGGAUCGAAAUGCUGAUGCUAAUGCAAGGGCUUUGAAUGGGUUCACUCCACUGCACAUUGCCUGCAAGAAGAACCGCUUGAAGGUGGUGGAGCUGCUACUGCGACAUGGUGCCAGCAUUAGUGCUACCACGGAAAGUGGUCUCACUCCGCUUCAUGUGGCCGCCUUCAUGGGCUGCAUGAACAUCGUCAUCUAUUUACUGCAGCACGAUGCCAGUCCCGAUGUGCCCACUGUGCGUGGCGAGACACCACUCCAUCUGGCCGCCAGAGCUAACCAGACCGACAUCAUUCGCAUCCUGUUGCGCAACGGCGCCCAGGUGGACGCCCGUGCCCGGGAGCAGCAGACUCCACUGCACAUUGCUUCGCGACUGGGAAAUGUGGACAUUGUAAUGCUCCUACUCCAGCAUGGCGCUCAAGUGGACGCCACCACUAAGGACUUGUACACGGCACUCCACAUCGCCGCCAAGGAGGGACAGGAUGAGGUGGCUGCUGUGCUUAUUGAGAACGGUGCCGCCUUGGAUUCCGCCACCAAGAAGGGAUUCACACCUCUUCAUUUGACGGCCAAAUAUGGACACAUCAAGGUCGCCCAGUUGCUGCUGCAGAAGGAAGCGGAUGUGGAUGCGCAGGGCAAGAAUGGUGUCACCCCAUUGCAUGUGGCUUGUCAUUAUAAUAACCAGCAGGUUGCCCUUUUGCUUCUGGAAAAGGGAGCCAGUCCACAUGCCACGGCCAAGAAUGGGCAUACCCCUCUCCAUAUUGCAGCAAGGAAGAAUCAAAUGGAUAUUGCCACUACUUUAUUGGAAUAUGGAGCUUUGGCCAAUGCCGAGAGCAAGGCCGGAUUCACUCCACUCCAUUUGAGCAGUCAGGAGGGUCAUGCCGAGAUUUCUAAUCUGUUGAUUGAACAUAAGGCCGCUGUCAAUCAUCCGGCCAAGAAUGGUCUCACACCCAUGCAUCUGUGUGCCCAGGAGGAUAAUGUGAAUGUUGCCGAGAUUCUGGAGAAGAAUGGUGCUAACAUCGAUAUGGCCACCAAGGCGGGAUAUACUCCUUUGCAUGUCGCCUCUCAUUUCGGACAGGCCAAUAUGGUGCGUUUCUUGCUGCAAAAUGGCGCCAAUGUAGAUGCUGCCACAUCAAUUGGAUAUACUCCUCUCCAUCAGACCGCCCAGCAGGGGCAUUGCCAUAUUGUGAAUCUCUUGCUGGAGCAUAAGGCCAAUGCCAAUGCCCAAACCGUCAACGGACAAACACCCUUACACAUUGCUCGCAAGUUGGGCUACAUAAGUGUCCUUGAUUCGUUGAAAACCAUAACCAAGGAGGACGAGGCAGCUGCUGCUUCGGCCCAAACUGAGGAGAAGUAUCGCGUUGUGGCUCCCGAGGCCAUGCACGAGUCCUUCAUGUCGGACUCUGAGGAAGAGGGCGGCGAAGACAAUAUGCUAUCAGACCAACCAUACCGCUAUUUGACCGUUGAUGAAAUGAAAUCCCUAGGCGACGACUCACUACCGAUCGAUGUGACCCGUGAUGAGCGCAUGGACUCCAACAGGAUGACCCAGAGUGCCGAGUAUGCCUCUGGAGUUCCGCCAACCAUCGGUGAGGAGGUUAUCAGUCCCCACAAGACCCAGGUUUAUGGCAGUUCGCCCAAGGCCACUGUCGAUGGAGUGUAUAUCGCCAAUGGAGCUGGUCAGGAUGAGCCGCCACAUGUCGGCCGCAAGCUGAGCUGGAAGAGCUUCCUGGUGUCCUUCUUGGUCGAUGCCCGUGGAGGAGCUAUGCGGGGAUGUCGACACAGUGGCGUCCGCAUGAUUAUCCCCUCGAGGUCCACUUGUCAGCCAACCAGGGUCACUUGUCGCUAUGUAAAGCCGCAGCGCACCAUGCAUCCGCCUCAAUUGAUGGAGGGAGAGGCCCUGGCCAGUCGUGUCUUGGAAUUGGGUCCUUGCUCUACCAAGUUCAUUGGGCCGGUGAUCAUGGAGGUGCCGCACUUUGCAUCGCUGCGGGGCAAGGAGCGCGAGAUCAUUAUUUUGCGAUCUGAUAAUGGAGAAACAUGGAGGGAGCACACUAUUGAUAAUUCCGAGGAGAUUAUACACGAUGUCUUGCAGCAGUGCUUUGAGCCAGAGGAGAUUGCCCAAUUGGAGGAGCAGGCUGGCAACCAUGUCUGCCGCUUCGUAACCUACGAUUUCCCUCAAUACUUCGCUGUCGUGUCGCGCAUUCGUCAGGAGGUCCAUGCCAUUGGACCAGAAGGCGGCAUGGUGUCCAGCACCGUGGUGCCACAGGUGCAGGCUGUCUUCCCACAGGGAGCCCUCACCAAGAAGAUCAAAGUUGGCUUACAGGCCCAGCCGGUUGAUCCUGAUCUCACCGCCAAGCUUUUGGGUCGCGGUGUAGCCGUAUCGCCGAUUGUUACGGUCGAGCCGCGACGCCGUAAAUUCCACAAGGCCAUCACCCUCAGCAUGCCCGCACCCAAGGCUCACAGCCAGGGCAUGAUCAAUCAGUACUCGGGCAAUACGCCCACCCUGCGACUGCUAUGCUCCAUAACAGGCGGACCAUCCCGUGCUCAAUGGGAGGAUGUCACUGGUUCCACGCCGUUAACAUUUGUCAACGACUGCGUCUCCUUUACAACCACAGUAUCAGCUCGUUUCUGGCUGAUGGAUUGCCGAAAUAUCUCGGAUGCCACCAAAAUGGCCACGGAAUUGUACAAGGAAGUUAUCCACGUACCGUUCAUUGCCAAGUUUGUGGUGUUCGCUAAGAAAAUCGAGCCUUUUGAGGCUAGACUUCGAGUCUUCUGCAUGACCGACGAUCGUGAGGACAAAACACUUGAGAAGCAUGAGCUCUACACGGAAGUUGCCAAGAGUCGUGAUGUCGAGGUUCUCGAAGGCAAGCCACAGUACAUAGAGAUGGCCGGCAAUUUGGUUCCUGUGACCAAAUCAGGCGACCAACUGCAAGUCCAGUUUAAGGCCUUCCGUGAGAACCGCCUGCCCUUCACUGUUCGAGUUAAAGAUCAGCAUGCUGAUAUAGUUGGACGAACACUGUUUAUGAAGGAGCCGAAGGUGGCGAAGGGUGAGCCACCGCAACAGCCCAUCUGCAUUUUGAACAUCGUACUUCCCGAGGCUGUAAUCCCUGACUCCACCACGGCCUUCUCGGACCGUGUCACCUCCGCCUACAGGACCUCAAUGUUUAGUCUCAGCAAACACCAGAAUGACCAUUAUAUUGGCGACAUUCGCAUCGUAGAUCUGUCCAACUUGUUGGGUAAGGAUUGGAUUCAAUUGGCUCCCGAGAUUGGCAUUAACGCAGAGGAAAUCGACGAGAUCAUCAACCAAAAUACAGAUAGCAUUGCCAGACAGGCGCAGAGCAUGAUUCGCCUGUAUAAGGACAAACCCAACUAUGAUAUCAUUUCCCUAGAAACGGCAUUGAAAAACAUUGGACGUGACGACAUCAUGAAGAAGUGCAAGAGUGGACGACUAUCCCAUUCGCGUGAGUUCGAUGAAACAGACAUUAUGAAGAACUCAGAAUCCGUGGAGGAGCUGGUUCGCAGAGAAAGCAAGCGAAUCCAGCAGAUCAACGAACGCGAGGAGGUCAAAUACUCUGCCGAGGAGAAGGAAGUCGAGGAAUCCGAGUCCGAUGAGGAAGCUGCCAAGCGAACGGUUGCCGAACGACGGGAGAAGAUUGUCAAGCGUCUGUCCGUGGAGCGAUCCAUUCCUGCCUCAACGCAAAAGAGGGAAAUCACCCGCGAAAUAACCGAAAUCAAGCGUAAGAGUCUCAUCGAAGACAAGAAGGCACACCACGAAUCCGAGAUCUUGAUGCAAUUACCUGCCGAUAAUGUGAUUAUCAAGACAGCAACAGUACCCGACCAAGUCAUCAAGAUGAAGAUGGGCAAGAUGGACUCAACGGAAAUUAGCAAGAGCGAGUUCGACAAGGAGCUGACCCACAAAUUUAAGACAUCCGGCCGCAGCUCAGAGGAGGAAGACCAGCCAUCAUCCCCAGAUCAGACCGAUAAGAUUGUCCAGGACAUCAGUGCCGCCGAGAAGAAAGAGAAGGAUGGUGUAACCUUCAGUCGGGUGACGACAAUUACCCGUCAGGAAGCUCGUGAUAUUACCGAAGAUUUCCUGGAGGUCGAGAAACGCAGUCAACUUCCAGCUACUUCCACCACCGCAACAGUUCACGAGAAGUUUAUUGAAGAGGCCAAGGAGAUGACCAGCCCUCUGGCUUCAGUUCCACAGGAAACCGUUAAGGAGGUUCAGCAGGUCAUUAGCGAGGUGACCGAAAUAGCCAGUAAGAAGGUUGAAAAUAUUAUUAGUUCUUUUGAGAGUAGCAAACCUUCGGAACCUACUGCUACCCUGCCCUCUCAGGCGUCUGUCGAAUCAACGAAAGUCAGCGAGACCAUUAAAAACCUGGAGGAAGCAAAGACCGUCACCCAGGAGCACGUGAAGUCUGUCCAAGUUAUCGAAAGCUCAAGUAUUGAGGAAACAAUUGCUGAGUUCGAGGCCAAGAAGGUUAAAUACGACUUUCAUGGUGGUGAGCCCAAGACUCAGAUCCCCAAGUUCACGCGGAAGCCUAGCGAGGACUCAAUAAAGCCCACUGCUGCUCCACGUGCUACAGUUGAAUCCGAAAUUGAUUCUGUCGUUGAAAUCAAAUCCGAAAAACCGAUCUCAAAAAUUCCAGUUAAGACAAUACCAGCCGAAGCUCAGAAGAUUCCGGAAGCGGAAGCCCGUAAGAUCACUCAAGAUUUCCUGCAGGGCGAGAAACUGGCGGCCGAGCCCAAGGCAGCGCCAGCAGCAAGUAAAAUUCCCAAAGUGGAGCCGAGAAAAUCUGUGGAUAAGCAGGUCGACCGGGAGUCAAAGAUCCUGGAUGACGUUGUCGCAUCUACGGCUACCAUUAUGACCGCAGGACUGGGAGGCGAGAAACUCAAGGAUAAAUCCGUCGAGCAGUCGGAAAUAAUCGCCAAGGCCGAGACCGUCACCGAAAAGGUAACCGAGCUGCUUGACACAUUCCACAAGAUUGAGGAGAAGGUGACCAAGUCUGAGAAGACGUCGGAAAUUUCUACAAAAAUGGAAGAGUUAGUUGUUAUCGAGGACAAGCCACUUUUGCAGGCUCAAUCUAAAGAGGAUAAGGUAGCUGAAAAGGUGGCGGAGGUCAUUGAAACAUUCCACAAAAUCGAGGAGCAGAUUACAACUUCCGAAGCACGCCAGCUUACCCAUGAUUUCCUUAGCAUGGAGCAGCAAAGCCAACUGCCGAGCAUGCCGCAAGCAGUUGAGAAGCCCCUUGAAUCCAGUCUAACAUCCACGAGUGCAUCCGAACCGGAAUCAAUAGUUACAGUGAAAUCCCCACCACCAGCGAGUAGGAUACCUGUGGUGGAACCAAGAAAGUCCCUCAUCGAGGAAACUCCUAAGUCUCUGAUUGAGCCUGAGCCUGUGAAGCUCGCUGAAAAGAAGACUCUAAAUGAGAGGCAACUCACCGCUGAUUUCUUGAGCAUGGAGCAGCAAACCCAACUGGUUUCCGAGCCUGCCAAGGCGCUAGUCGAUGAUGUGGUGAAAACCGCAGAGCAAUUGGUGGAGCUACCCAAACAGCAGAAACCCCUGAAUGAACGACAGCUCACUGAGGAGUUCCUCAUCAUGGAAAAGCAGACACAACUGCCGUCAAAGAUCAUCGAAAGUGAUGCUAAGCUGAUCGAUGGUAUUGAAUCAGCAGCUCCAGUUGGGGAUAAUGCAUCACCAUUCCACACACCCAAGUUGACCACCAGUGUGGUCACACAGGAACCACAAUCACUGACAAGUGAAUACGAUAGUGACACCUUCGGCAAGCAAGCCACUGUUCCACUGAGGGAUAUAAUCAACGAUGAGGGGCUUACUGCUCCAAUCUCAGUGGAACCCCGAAAGUCACUUACCGAUGCCGAAUUCUGCAAAUCGGUGGGCGAAACAAUCACCAAGAAGAUGAGCGUGGGCGUAAUUGAAAUAACUGAUGAACUCAAGAAAAUAGAGAGCGAAAUCCCACAUUCCCAGACUCCGCCGCCAACACCGAGUGACACCAAAACCGAUAAGCAGAACGAAGAGCCAGAACUAAUCAGCUUAGAACGUGAUUACUUGGCUGACACUGUGACCAAAUUGCAUACGACCACAGAGUCGACCUUUGAACGUGUUUCUGCUAUUACCAAAAUUGAGCACUUCAGUGUUCAUAAUGUAAAAACCGAAACCUUUACAAGAACAGAUGAACCUGAUAAGCUGCUUCAUAGUGUGGUAGCUUUCCCCGAUAUUCCGAAAUUGUACUCACAAGACACUACCUCAUUUACAGAAAUGAGUACAAGUAGUCAAACACCGAAGAUGACAACAACGACAACAACCCUGACAGCACAAAUAGAUCGCACCAAAGUAGACUUGACUAUUCCUAAGCAAGACCAGUUGAUGAAGGAGCUGAAGGAUCAGCCCGCAGUAGAUCAAAAGGCAGUUGCAGAAUUUGAGAGAACUGCCAAUGAUAGGGAGUAUUUAGAACAAAUUAUGGGCUGUGGCGAUGUAAGACGAAAAAUUAUGCGUUUGGAAAGUAGUGGCAGUACAGAAUCAUUGGAUUCCAUUGGCAAGCAACCCGUCCUGAUACCAAAAUAUAUAGGUGAAAAUGUGCCAGUGGUGCGAGAGGUGGUGCAAAGCAUUGAGGAUAAAAUCUGCAGUACAGUGGUGUCGGCCAUUCCAUUUACAGUUCAGAAACGGCAGCCUCACGAAGAUGUUAAAGAACCCGAUGUUGUAGAGCUAGAAAAGCAAAUACUAACACCAGCUGACUUGGAACUGGAAAAGUUAAUAAAGUGUGAACCCCCCACUGAGGUGGUCAAGAUAUCGCCAAUACAGGCCAUGGAGCAUGUAGGUCUCGGCCUUAAAGAGAUUGAAGAAGAAGUUUGUGAAAAAAUUUGUGAGAAGCGCAAGUCCUUUGUGGUAGCUGAAGACUUAUGUGAAACAGAAAAGACUUUAACAGAACAGGUAAUAGAUUUUAAUAGGCAAGUAGAACAGGUACCUGGAAGGAUUUUAACUGAAACUGAAAAUGUUGAGCAGCACGUAGACUUAGGAGGUAAGGAUGUCAUUGAAGUUUUACCAAAGGUGAAGGAGGUUGUGCAGGAUAUUGAACGUAGAUAUCCUGCAAGUCUAGAGGCUAAGCCAUUUAGUCCACGAAAACGAGUUACCCCUGACCGAAAGGCUGAUGUUUCGACCAUAGAGCAGCAAAUUCUGAGCGAUGCCGAUCUGAUUUUAGAUGGUUUAGGAUCUAAGCGCAUACCAGAGCAAAAAGUACAGUCGCCCGUUUGGUUCACGGAAAAGACGAGCAGCAGUACUGAAAACCUCGAAGACGUAUGUGAAAAGAUAUGCUCAAAGCGCACAAUCUCAGAUAUGGCAAAGGCCUUUGAAAGACAAGAAGACCUAGAAACAUUACCAACAAUUAAGGAUGUCAAAUCAACAACAGCCACGUUCCUUGAACAUGAAUCCUUAAGAUUUGAUCUAACGGAAAGUAUUAAAGAGUUCGAGGCCAAGAGUAUUUUACAUGAAGGUUUAACAGGGAUCGCAGAGAGUCAAAUUAAAUUUAUAACAGAAUGUGAUAAACAAGAAUUUCCAAUAGAAUCCAUUAAGGACACUAAAGUCGUAGAAUUUCCAAAACUUGCACAUACCCUCGAACGAUUGCAUUCCAUUUCUAAAACUGACGUUGCGGAUACAAAAGAGUUUGUCCACGUAGCUACCGAAUAUGAAGCGAAAAUAGAUAGGCUCGUUCACCAGAGUGAACAGCAUACAGCACAAAAAGUUGACCAAACCCUAGAAAUGGGUAUUAAUGUCAAGUUUCCCACGCACGAUAAAACCGACGAGCUUCAAAAAAGCCAUACUUUGGCCUCCAAAAUCUCUGAGCUUGACGAAACAACUAAUGACUUGCAGAUUAAAUUUCCAUCUGAAGUUAAAACGUAUAUAGAUAAGCAAACAAUUGAAAGCGAUAGUGACGAAGAGCUAGACAAUCUGAAAAGGAAAAACAAGCUGAGGCAUUUAUCGAAAAUAGAAAAUAUAUCAGUGUUAGAUGGAACUAAUAUUGUCGAAAUAACUCCAGAUCGAGAAAUAACGAAGUUUCCAACAGGAAAUGACAUUCAUAGUAAUAGCAAAUCAGGAAAAGCAUUUUUAGGGGAAUCUAAGGUUAAAACAGAGACCGCCUUUUCCUUGGAAGAUAAAAAAAUUCAACUUAGAGACGAUAAGGUUCCAACCAAGGUAGUCGACAAGCACAAGUCACCCACUGACUCAGUGAAGCCUACUCCAAAAGCGUCUUUGGGCGAUAAAAGCGAUGAGGAGUUUGGAAUUCCAAAGCCCCAAGACGAGCCAGUUACCCAAACAAAUUUCUUGGUGACUCCGUUAAUUGAAGGUGGUGGUCAUAAGUCUCCUUUACAGCCUCUUAACGUAACAGACGAUAAGGGUCCAAUUAAACUAGACGCCAAGCCCAAGUCACCAGUUGAGUCAGGAAAGCAGAGAAUAGACGACUUACAGCCGAUGAAUAUUACGGUUUUCAUGGCCGCAGAAAGUUCAACCUCAAUUCAAAGUAGCAAAAAAUCGGUUUGCAUUACUAAAGAGACGGUAGAUAUCAGGGUCAGCAAACCUUCAGACCCUGUUGAAAAACCAAAGAUUCUUGACAUAAAAGACGAUAAAGUUAUAACUAAGCUAGACGACAAGCCCAAAUCGGAUGACGAAAGUGAUGAGGAGUUAGGAAUUCCAAAGCCCGAAGACAAACAAGUUACCCAGCCAAUUUCAUUGGUGACUCCGUUAAUUGGUGAUGGUGCUGAUAAGUUUUCUCUACAGCCUCUUAGCGUAAAAGACGAUAAGGUUCGAACUAAGGUAGACGACAAGCCCAAGUCACCAGUUGUGUCAGGAAAGGCUACUCCAAAAGCAUAUUCGGACAACGAAAGUGAUGAGGAGUUAGGAAUUCCAAAGCCCCAAGACAAGCCAGUUACCCAGCAAAUUUCGUUGGUGACUCCGUUAAUUGGUGAUAGCGGUGAUAAGUCUCCUCUACAGUCUCUUAGCGUAAAAGACGAUAAGGUUCCAACUAAGCUAGACAACAAGCCCAAGUCACCAAUUCAGUCAGGAAAGUCUAGUCCAAAAGCGUAUUCGGACGACGAAAGUGAUGAGGAGCUUGGAAUUCCAAAGCCCGAAGUCAAACAAGUUACCCAGCCAAUUUCAUUGGUGACUCCGGUGAUUGGUGAUGGCGGUGAUAAGUCUUCUCUACAGCCUCUUAGUAGCAUAAAAGACGAUAAGGUUUCAACUAAGCUAGACGACGAGCCCAAGUCACCAGUUGUGUCAGGAAAGGCUACUCCAAAAGCAUAUUCGGACGACGAAAGUGUUGACGAGUUAGGAAUUCCAAAGCCCCAAGACCAGCCAGUUACCCAGCCUAUUUCAUUGGUGACUCCAUUAAUUGGUGAUGGCGGUGAUAAAUCUCCUCUACAGCUUCUUAGCGUAAAAGACGAUAAGGUUCCAACUAAGCUAGACGACAAGCCCAAGUCACCAGUUGAGUUAGGAAAGUCUAGUCCAAAACCGUAUUCGGACGACGAAAGUGAUGAGGAGUUUGGAAUUUCAAAGCCCGAAGACAAUUCAGUUACUAAGCCAAUUUCAUUGGUGACUCCGUUAGAUGGUUGUGGUGAUGCUAAGUUGCCUCUACAGUCUCUUAGCAUAAAAGACGAUAAGGUUAUAACUAAGCUAGACGACAAGCCCAAGUCGGACGACGAAAGUGAUGAGGAGUUAGAAAUUCCAAAGCCCCAAGACAAGCCAGUUACCCAGCCAAUUACAUUGGUGACUCCGUUAAUUGGUGGUAGUGGUGAUAAGUUACCUCUACAGCCUCUAAGCGUAAAAGACGAUAAGGUUCCAACUAAGCUAGACGACAAGCCCAAGUCACCAGUUGUGUCAGGAAAGCCUAGUCCAAAAGCAUAUUCGGACGACGAAAGUGAUGAAGAAUUAGGAAUUCCAAAGCCCCAAGACAAGCCAGUUACCCAGCCAAUUUCAGUGAUGACUCCGUUAAUUGGUGGUGGUGGUGAUAAGUUACCUCUACAGCCUCUAAGCGUAAAAGACGAUAAGGUUCCAACUAAGCUAGACGACAAGCCCAAGUCACCAGUUGUGUCAGGAAAGCCUAGUCCAAAAGCAUAUUCGGACGACGAAAGUGAUGAAGAGUUAGGAAUUCCAAAGCCCCAAGACAAGCCAGUUACCCAGCCUUUUUCAUUGGUGACUCCAUUAAUUGGUGAUGGCGGUGAUAAGUCUCCUCUACAGCCUCUUAGCGUAAAAGACGAUAAGGUUCCAACUAAGCUAGACGACGAGCCCAAGUCACCAGUUGUGUCAGGAAAGCCUAGUCCAAAAGCAUAUUCGGACGACGAAAGUGAUGAGGAGUUAGUAAUUCCAAAGCCCCAAGACAAGCCAGUUAUCCAGCCAAUUUCAUUGGUGACUCCGGUAAUUGGUGGUGGUGGUGUUAAGUCUUCUCUACAGCCUCUUAGCGUAAAAGACGAUAAGGUUCCGAAUAAGCUAGACGACAAGCCCAAGUCACCAGUUGAGUCAGGAAAGCCUAGUCCAAAAGCAUAUUCGGACGACGAAAGUGAUGAGGAGUUAGGAAUUCCAAAGCCCCAAGACAAGCCAGUUACCCAGCCAAUUUCAUUGGUGACUCCGGUAAUUGGUGGUGGUGGUGAUAAGUCUCCUCUACAUCCUCUUAGCGUAAAAGACGAUAAGGUUCCAACUAAGCUAGACGACAAGCCAAAGUCACCAAUUGCGUCCGAAAAGCCAAGUCCAAAAGCAUAUUCGGACGACGAAAGUGAUGAGGAGUUAGGAAUUCCAAAGCCCCAAGACAAGCCAUUUACCCAGCCAAUUUCAUUGCAGCCUCUUAGCGUAAAAGACGAUAAGGUUCCAACUAAGCUAGACGACAAGCCCAAGUCACCAGUUGAGUUAGUAAAGCCUAGUCCAAAAGCAUAUUCGGACGACGAAAGUGAUGAGGAGUUAGGAAUUCCACAGCACCAAGACAAGCCAGUUACCCAGCCACUUUCAUUGGUAAUUGGUGGUGGUGGUAAUAAGUCUCCUCUACAGCCUCUUAGCGCAAAAGACGAAAAGGUUUUAACUAAGCUAGAAGACAAGCCCAAGUCACCAGUUGUGUCAGGAAAGCCUAGUCCAAAAGCAUAUUCGGACGACGAAAGUGAUGAGGAGUUAGGAAUUCCAAAGCCCCAAGACAAGCCAGUUACCCAGCCAAUUUCAUUGGUGACUCCUUUAAUUGGUGGUAGUGGUGAUAAGUUACCUCUACAGCCUCUUAGCGUAAAAGACCCAGUUGAGUCAGGAAAGGCUAGUCCAAAAGCGUAUUCGGACGACGAAAGUGAUGAGGAGUUUGGAAUUCCAAAGCCCGAAGACAAACAAGUUACCCAGCCCAUUUCAUUGGUGACUCCGGUAAUUGGUGGUGGUGGUGAUAAGUCUCCUCUACAGCCUCUUAGCGUAAAAGACGAUAAGGUUCCAACUAAGCUAGACGACAAGCCCAAGUCGCCAGUUGACGUAAAAGACGAUAAGGUUCUAACUAAGCUAGACGACAAGCCCAAGUCACCAGUUGAGUCAGGAAAGGCUAGUCCAAAAGCGUAUUCGGACGACGAAAGUGAUGAGGAGUUUGGAAUUCCAAAGCCCGAAGACAAACAAGUUACCCAGCCCAUUUCAUUGGUGACUCCUUUAAUUGGUGGUAGUGGUGAUAAGUUACCUCUACAGCCUCUUAGCGUAAAAGACGAUAAGGUUCUAACUAAGCUAGACUACAAGCCCAAGUCACCAGUUGAGUUAGGAAAGGCUAGUCCAAAAGCGUAUUCGGACGACGAAAGUGAUGAGGAGUUUGGAAUUCCAAAGCCCGAAGACAAACAAGUUAACCAGCCCAAUUCAUUGGUGACUCCGGUAAUAGGUGGUGGUGGUGAUAAGUCUCCUCUACAGCCUCUUAGCGUAAAAGACGAUAAGGUUCCAACUAAGCUAGACUACAAGCCCAAGUCACCAGUUGAGUCAGGAAAGGCUAGUCCAAAAGCGUAUUCGGACGACGAAAGUGAUGAGGAGUUAGGAAUUCCAAAGCCCGAAGACAAUCAAGUUACCCAGCCCAUUUCAUUGGUGACUCCGGUAAUUGGUGGUGGUGGUGAUAAGUCUCCUCUACAGCCUCUUAGCGACGAUAAGGUUCCAACUAAGCUAGACGACAAGCCCAAGUCACCAGUUGAGUCAGGAAAGGCUAGUCCAAAAGCGUAUUCGGACGACGAAAGUGAUGAGGAGUUUGGAAUUCCAAAGCCCGAAGACAAACAAGUUACCCAGCCCAUUUCAUUGGUGACUCCGGUUAUUGGUGGUGGUGGUGAUAAGUCUCCCCUACAGCCUCUUAACGUAAAAGACGAUAAGGUUCCAACUAAGCUAGACGACAAGCCCAAGUCACCAGUUGAGUCAGGAAAGGCUAGUCCAAAGGCGUAUUCGGACGACGAAAGUGAUGAGGAGUUAGGAAUUCCAAUGCCCCAAGACAAACAAGUUACCCAGCCAAUUUCAUUGGUGACUCCGGUAAUUGGUGGUGGUGGUGAUAAGUCUCCUCUACAGCCUCUUAGCGUAAAAGACGAUAAGGUUCCAACUAAGCUAGACUACAAGCCCAAGUCACCAGUUGAGUCAGGAAAGGCUAGUCCAAAAGCGUAUUCGGACGACGAAAGUGAUGAGGAGUUAGGAAUUCCAAAGCCCGAAGACAAUCAAGUUACCCAGCCCAUUUCAUUGGUGACUCCGGUAAUUGGUGGUGGUGGUGAUAAGUCUCCUCUACAGCCUCUUAGCCCAGUUGAGUCAGGAAAGGCUAGUCCAAAAGCGUAUUCGGACGACGAAAGUGAUGAGGAGUUUGGAAUUCCAAAGCCCGAAGACAAACAAGUUACCCAGCCCAUUUCAUUGGUGACUCCGGUUAUUGGUGGUGGUGGUGAUAAGUCUCCCCUACAGCCUCUUAACGUAAAAGACGAUAAGGUUCCAACUAAGCUAGACGACAAGCCCAAGUCACCAGUUGAGUCAGGAAAGGCUAGUCCAAAGGCGUAUUCGGACGACGAAAGUGAUGAGGAGUUAGGAAUUCCAAUGCCCCAAGACAAACAAGUUACCCAGCCAAUUUCAUUGGUGACUCCGGUAAUUGGUGGUGGUGGUGAUAAGUCUCCUCUACAGCCUCUUAGCGUAAAAGACGAUAAGGUGUUAGGUGAGGAGUUUGGAAUUCCAAAGCCCGAAGACAAUCAAGUUACCCAGCCCAUUUCAUUGGUGACUCCGGUAAUUGGUGGUGGUGGUGAUAAGUCUCCUCUACAGCCUCUUAGCGACGAUAAGGUUCCAACUAAGCUAGACGACAAGCCCAAGUCGCCAGUUGAGUCAGGAAAGGCUAGUGCAAAAGCGUAUUCGGACGACGAAAACAAACAAGUUACCCAGCCCAUUUCAUUGGUGACUCCGGUUAUUGGUGGUGGUGGUGAUAAGUCUCCCCUACAGCCUCUUAGCGUAAAAGACGAUAAGGUUCCAACUAAGCUAGACGAAAAGCCCAAGUCACCAGUUGAGUCAGGAAAGGCUAGUCCAAAAGCGUAUUCGGACGACGAAAGUGAUGAGGAGUUUGGCAUUCCAAAGCCGGAAGACAAACAAGUUACCCAGCCCAUUUCAUUGGUGACUCCGGUAAUUGGUGGUGGUGGUGAUAAGUCUCCUCUACAGCCUCUUAGCGUAAAAGACGAUAAGGUUCCAACUAAGCUAGACGACAAGCCAAAGUCACCAGUUGAGUCAGGAAAGGCUAGUGCAAAAGCGUAUUCGGACGACGAAAGUGAUGAGGAGUUUGGAAUUCCAAAGCCCGAAGACAAACAAGUUACCCAGCCCAUUUCAUUGGUGACUCCGGUUAUUGGUGGUGGUGGUGAUAAGUCUCCCCUACAGCCUCUUAACGUAAAAGACGAUAAGGUUCCAACUAAGCUAGACGACAAGCCCAAGUCACCAGUUGAGUCAGGAAAGGCUAGCCCAAAGGCGUAUUCGGACGACGAAAGUGAUGAGGAGUUAGGAAUUCCAAAGCCCCAAGACAAACAAGUUACCCAGCCAAUUUUAUUGGUGACUCCGGUAAUUGGUGGUGGUGGUGAUAAGUCUCCUCUACAGCCUCUUAGCGUAAAAGACGAUAAGGUUCCAACUAAGCUAGACGACAAGCCCAAGUCACCAGUUGAGUCAGGAAAGGCUAGUCCAAAAGCGUAUUCGGACGACGAAAGUGAUGAGGAGUUUGGAAUUCCAAAGCCGGAAGACAAACAAGUUACCCAGCCCAUUUCAUUGGUGACUCCGGUAAUUGGUGGUGGUGGUGAUAAGUCUCCUCUACAGCCUCUUAGCGUAAAAGACGAUAAGGUUCCAACUAAGCUAGACGACAAGCCCAAGUCACCAGUUGAGUCAGGAAAGGCUAGUCCAAAACCGUAUUCGGACGACGAAAGUGAUGGAGAGUUUGGAAUUCCAAAGCCCCAAGACAAACAAGUUACCCAGCCCAUUUCAUUGGUGACUCCGGUAAUUGGUGGUGGUGGUGAUAAGUCUCCUCUACAGCCUCUUAGCGUAAAAGACGAUAAGGUUCCAACUAAGCUAGGCGAUAAGCCUAAGUCACCAGUUGACGAAAAAGACGAUAAGGUUCCAACUAAGCUAGACGACAAGCCCAAAACACCAAUUGAGUCAGGAAAGGCUAGUCCAAAAGCGUAUUCGGACGACGAAAGUGAUGAGGAGUUUGGAAUUCCAAAGCCCGAAGACAAACAAGUUACCCAGCCCAUUUCAUUGGUGACUCCGGUAAUUGGUGGUGGUGGUGAUAAGUCUCCUCUACAGCCUCUUAGCGUAAAAGACGAUAAGGUUCCAACUAAGCUAGACGAAAAGCCUAAGUCACCAGUUGAGUCAGGAAAGGCUAGUCCAAAACCGUAUUCGCACGACGAAAGUGAUGAGGAGUUUGUAAAAGACGAUAAGGUUCCAACUAAGCUAGGCGAUAAGCCUAAGUCACCAGUUGAGUCAGGAAAGGCUAGUCUAAAAGCGUAUUCGGACGACGAAAACAAACAAAUUACCCAGCCCAUUUCAUUGGUGACUCCUUUAAUUGGUGGUGGUGGUGAUAACUCUCCUCUACAGCCUCUUAGCGAAAAAGACGAUAAGGUUCCAACUAAGCUAGACGACAAGCCCAAAACACCAAUUGAGUCAGGAAAGGCUAGUCCAAAAGCGUAUUCGGACGACGAAAGUGAUGAGGAGUUUGGAAUUCCAAAGCCCGAAGACAAACAAGUUACCCAGCCCAUUUCAUUGGUGACUCCGGUAAUUGGUGGUGGUGGUGAUAAGUCUCCUCUACAGCCUCUUAGCGUAAAAGACGAUAAGGUUCCAACUAAGCUAGACGAAAAGCCUAAGUCACCAGUUGAGUCAGGAAAGGCUAGUCCAAAACCGUAUUCGCACGACGAAAGUGAUGAGGAGUUUGGAAUUCCAAAGCCCGAAGACAAACAAGUUACCCAGCCAAUUUCAUUGGUGACUCCGGUAAUUGGUGGUGGUGGUGAUAAGUCUCCUCUACAGCCUCUUAGCGUAAAAGACGAUAAGGUUCCAACUAAGCUAGACGACAAGCCCAAGUCACCAGUUGAGUCAGGAAAGGCUAGUCCAAAAGCGUAUUCGGACGACGAAAGUGAUGAGGAGUUUGGAAUUUCAAAGCCAGAAGACAAGCCAGUUACCCAGCCAAUUUCAUUGGUGACUCCGGUAAUUGGUGGUGGUGGUGAUUUUGGAAUUCCAAAGCCCGAAGACAAACAAGUUACCCAGCCAAUUACAUUGGUGACUCCGUUAAUUGGUAGUGGUGGCGACAAGGUUUCACCUAAGCUAGACGAAAAGCCCAAGUCACCAGUUAAGUCAGGAAAGCCUUGUCUAAAACCGUAUUCGAACGACGAAAGUGAUGAGGAGUUAGGAAUUCCAAAGCCCGAAGACAAGCCAGUUACCCAGCCAAUUUCAUUGGUGACUCCAGUAAUUGGUGGUGGUGGUGAUAAGUCUCCUCUACAGCCUCUUAGCAUAAAAGGCGAUAAGGUUCCAAUUAAGCUAGACGAUAAGCCCAAGUCACCAGUUGUGUCAGGAAAGCCUAGUCCAAAACCAUUUUCGGACGACGAAAGUGAUGAGGAGUCAGGAAUUCCACAGCCUCAAGACAAGCCAGCUACCAAGCCAAUUUCAUUGGUGACUCCGUUAAUUGGUGGUGUUGGUGAUAAGUCUCCUGUAGAGCCUCUUAGCGUAAAAGACGAUAAGGUUCCAACUAAGCUAGACGACAAGCCCAAGUCACCAGUUGAGUCAGGAAAGGCUAGUCCAAAAGCGUAUUCGUACGACGAAAGUGAUGAGGAGUUUGGAAUUCCAAAGCCCCAAGACAAACAAGUUACCCAGCCCAUUUCAUUGCCAGUUGAGUCAGGAAAGGCUAGUCCAAAAGCGUAUUCGGACGACGAAAGUGAUGAGGAGUUUGGAAUUCCAAAGCCCCAAGACAAGCCAGUUACCCAGCCAAUUUCAUUGGUGACUCCGGUAAUUGGUGGUGGUGGUGAUAAGUCUCCUGUACAGCCUCUUAGCGUAAAAGACGAUAAGGUUUCACCUAAGCUAGACGACAAGCCCAAGUCACCAGUUGAGUCAGGAAAGGCUAGUCCAAAAGCGUAUUCGGACGACGAAAGUGAUGAGGAGUUUGGAAUUCCAAAGCCCCAAGACAAGCCAGUUACCCAGCCAAUUUCAUUGCUAGACGACAAGCCCAAAACACCAAUUGAGUCAGGAAAGGCUAGUCCAAAAGCGUAUUCGGACGACGAAAGUGAUGAGGAGUUUGGAAUUCCAAAGCCCGAAGACAAACAAGUUACCCAGCCCAUUUCAUUGGUGACUCCGGUAAUUGGUGGUGGUGGUGAUAAGUCUUCAGGAAAGGCUAGUCCAAAAGCGUAUUCGGACGACGAAAGUGAUGAGGAGUUUGGAAUUUCAAAGCCAGAAGACAAGCCAGUUACCCAGCCAAUUUCAUUGGUGACUCCGGUAAUUGGUGGUGGUGGUGAUGACGAAAGUGAUGAGGAGUUUGGAAUUCCAAAUCCCGAAGACAAACAAGUUACCCAGCCAAUUACAUUGGUGACUCCGUUAAUUGGUAGUGGUGGCGACAAGGUUUCACCUAAGCUAGACGAAAAGCCCAAGUCACCAGUUAAGUCAGGAAAGCCUUGUCUAAAACCGUAUUCGAACGACGAAAGUGAUGAGGAGUUAGGAAUUCCAAAGCCCGAAGACAAGCCAGUUACCCAGCCAAUUUCAUUGGUGACUCCAGUAAUUGGUGGUGGUGGUGAUAAGUCUCCUCUACAGCCUCUUAGCAUAAAAGGCGAUAAGGUUCCAAUUAAGCUAGACGAUAAGCCCAAGUCACCAGUUGUGUCAGGAAAGCCUAGUCCAAAACCAUUUUCGGACGACGAAAGUGAUGAGGAGUCAGGAAUUCCACAGCCUCAAGACAAGCCAGCUACCAAGCCAAUUUCAUUGGUGACUCCGUUACCAGUUGAGUCAGGAAAGGCUAGUCCAAAAGCGUAUUCGUACGACGAAAGUGAUGAGGAGUUUGGAAUUCCAAAGCCCCAAGACAAACAAGUUACCCAGCCCAUUUCAUUGCCAAUUUCAUUGGUGACUCCUUUAAUUGGUGGUAGUGGUGAUAAGUUACCUCUACAGCCUCUUAGAGUAAAAGACGAUAAGGUUCCAACUAAGCUAGACGACAAGCCCAAGUCACCAGUUGAGUCAGGAAAGGCUAGUCCAAAAGCGUAUUCGGACGACGAAAGUGAUGAGGAGUUAGGAAUUCCAAAGCUCGAAGACAAUCAAGUUACCCACCCCAUUUCAUUGGUGACUCCGGUAAUUGGUGGUGGUGGUGAUAAGUCUCCUCUACAGCCUCUUAGCGUAAAAUACGAUAAGGUUCCAACUAAGCUAGACGACAAGCCCAAGUCACCAGUUGAGUCAGGAAAGGCUAGUCCAAAAGCGUAUUCGGACGACGAAAGUGAUGAGGAGUUAGGAAUUCCAAAGCCCGAAGACAAUCAAGUUACCCAGCCCAUUUCAUUGGUGACUCCGGUAAUUGGUGGUGGUGGUGAUAAGUCUCCUGUACAGCCUCAUAGCGUAAAAGACGAUAAGGUUCCAACUAAGCUAGACGACAAGCCCAAGUCACCAGUUGAGUCAGGAAAGGCUAGUCCAAAAGCGUAUUCGGACGACGAAAGUGAUGAGGAGUUAGGAAUUCCAAGGCCCCAAGACAAGCCAGUUACCCAGCCAAUUUCAUUGGUGACUCCGGUAAUUGGUGGUGGUGGUGAUAAGUCUCCUCUACAGCCUCUUAGCGUAAAAGACGAUAAGGUUCCAACUAAGCUAGACGACAAGCCCAAGUCACCAGUUGAGUCAGGAAAGGCUAGUCCAAAAGCGUAUUCGGACGACGAAAGUGAUGAGGAGUUAGGAAUUCCAAAGCUCGCAGACAAUCAAGUUACCCAGCCCAUUUCAUUGGUGACUCCGGAAAUUGGUGGUGGUGGUGAUAAAUCUCCUCUACAGCCUCUUAGCUCUCCUCAACAGCCUCUUAGCGCAAAAGACGAUAAGGUUUUAACUAAGCUAGACGACAAGCCCAAGUCACCAGUUGAGUCAGGAAAGGCUAGUCCAAAAGCGUAUUCGGACGACGAAAGUGAUGAGGAGUUUGGAAUUUCAAAGCCAGAAGACAAGCCAGUUACCCAGCCAAUUUCAUUGGUGACUCCGGUAAUUGGUGGUGGUGGUGAUAAGUCUCCUCUACAGCCUCUUAGCGUAAAAGACGAUAAGGUUCCAACUAAGCUAGACGAAAAGCCUAAGUCACCAGUUGACGUAAAAGACGAUAAGAUUCCAACUAAGCUAGACAACAAGCCAAAGUCACCAGUUGAGUCAGGAAAGGCUAGUCCAAAAGCGUAUUCGGACGACGAAAGUGAUGAGGAGUUAGGAAUUCCAAAGCCCCAAGACAAGCCAGUUACCCAGCCAAUUUCAGUGAUGACUCCGUUAAUUGGUGGUGGUGGUGAUAAGUCUUCGCUACAGCCUCUUAGCGUAAAAGACGAUAAGGUUCCAAAUAAGCUAGACGACAAGCUCAAGUCACCAAUUGCGUCUGAAAAGCCUAGUCCAAAAGCGGACGACGAAAGUGAUGAAGAGUUUGGAAUUCCAAAGCCCCAAGACAAGCCAGUUACCCAGCCAAUUUCAUUGGUCACUCCGGUAAUUGGUGGUGGUGGUGAUACGUCUCCUCUACAGCCUCUUAGCGUAAAAGACGAUAAGAUUCCAGCUAAGCUAGACGACAAGCCCAAGUCACCAGUUGAGACAGGAAAGGCUGGUCCAAAAGCGUAUUCGGACGACGAAAGUGAUGAGGAGUUUGGAAUUCAAAAGCCCCAAGACAAGCCAGUUACCCAGCCAAUUUCAUUGGUGACUCCGGUAAUUGGUGGUGGUGGUGAUAAGUCUCCUCUACAGCCUCUUAGCGUAAAAGACGAUAAGAUUACAACUAAGCUAGACGACAAGCCCAAGUCACCAGUUGUGUCAGGAAAGCCUAUCGACAAGCCAAAGUCACCAAUUGAGUCAGGAAAGGCUAGUCCAAAAGCGUAUUCGGACGACGAAAGUGAUGAGGAGUUAGGAAUUCCAAAGCCCCAAGACAAGCCAAUUACCCAGCCAAUUUCAUUGGUCACUCCUGUAAUUGGUGGUGGUGGUGAUAAGUUUCCUCUACAUGGUGAUAAGUUACCUCUACAGCCUCUUAGCGUAAAAGACGAUAAGGUUCCAACUAAGCUAGACGACAAGCCCAAGUCGCCAAUUGAGUCAGGAAAGGCUAGUCUAAAAGCGUAUUCGGACGACGAAAGUGAUGAGGAGUUUGGAAUUCCAAAGCCCGAAGACAAACAAGUUACCCAGCCCAUUUCAUUGGUGACUCCGUUAAUUGGUAGUGGUGGUGAUAAGUUACCUGUACAGCCUCUUAGCGUAAAAGACGAUAAGGUUCCAACUAAGCUAGACGACAAGCCCAAGUCACCAGUUGAGUCAGGAAAGCCUAGUCCAAAAGCAUAUUCGGACGACGAAUGUGAUGAGGAGUUAGGAAUUCCAAAGCCCCAAGACAAGCCAGUUACCCAACCAAUUUCAUUGGUGACUCCGGUAAUUGGUGCUGGUGGUGAUAAGUCUCCUCUACAUCCUCUUAGCGUAAAAGACGAUAAGGUUCCAACUAAGCUAGACGACAAGCCCAAGUCACCAGUUGAGUCAGGAAAGGCUAGUCCAAAAGCGUAUUCGGACGACGAAAGUGAUGAGGAGUUAGGAAUUCCAAAGCCCCAAGACAAGCCAAUUACCCAGCCAAUUUCAUUGGUCACUCCUGUAAUUGGUGGUGGUGGUGAUAAGUUUCCUCUACAGUCUCUUAGCGUAAAACACGAUGAGGUUCCAACUAAGCUAGACGACAAGCCAAAGUCACCAGUUGACGUAAAAGACGAUAAGGUUCCAACUAAGCUAGACGACAAGCCCAAGUCACCAGUUGAGUCAGGAAAGCCUAGUCCAAAAGCAUAUUCGGACGACGAAUGUGAUGAGGAGUUAGGAAUUCCAAAGCCCGAAGAAAAGCCAGUUACCCAGCCAAUUUCAUUGGUGACUCCGGUAAUUGGUGGUGGUGGUGAUAAGUCUCCUGUACAGCCUCUUAGCGUAAAAGACGAUAAGGUUCCAACUAAGCUAGACGACAAGCCCAAGUCACCAGUUGAGUCAGGAAAGCCUAGUCCAAAAGCAUAUUCGGACGACGAAUGUGAUGAGGAGUUAGGAAUUCCAAAGCCCCAAGACAAGCCAGUUACCCAGCCAAUUUCAUUGGUGACUCCGGUAAUUGGUGCUGGUGGUGAUAAGUCUCCUCUACAUCCUCUUAGCGUAAAACACGAUGAGGUUACAACUGAGCUAGACGACAAGCCCAAGUCACCAGUUGAGUCAGGAAAGUCUAGCCCAAAAGCAUAUUCGGAAGACGAAAGUGAUGAGGAGUUAGGAAUUCCAAAGCCCGAAGAAAAGCCAGUUACCCAGCCAAUUUCAUUGGUGACUCCGGUAAUUGGUGGUGGUGGUGAUAAGUCUCCUGUACAGCCUCUUAGCGGAAAAGACGAUAAGGUUCCAACUAAGCUAGACGACAAGCCCAAGUCACCAGUUGAGUCAGGAAAGCCUAGUCCAAAUGCAUAUUCGGACGACGAAAGUGAUGAGGAGUUUGAAAUUUCAAAGCCCGAAGACAAGCAAGCUACCCAGCCAAUUUCAUUGGUGACUCCGUUAAUUGGUAGUGGUGGUGAUAAGUCUCCUGUACAGCCUCUUAGCGUAAAAGACGAUAAGGUUCCAACUAAGCUAGACGACAAGCCCAAGUCACCAGUUGAGUCAGGAAAGCCUAGUCCAAAAGCAUAUUCGGACGACGAAUGUGAUGAGGAGUUAGGAAUUCCAAAGCCCGAAGAAAAGCCAGUUACCCAGCCAAUUUCAUUGGUGACUCCGGUAAUAGGUGAUGGUGGUGAUAAGUCUCCUUUACAGCCUCUUAGCGUAAAAGACGAUAAGGUUCCAACUAAGCUAGACGACAAGCCCAAGUCACCAGUUGUGUCAGGAAAGCCUAGUCCAAAAGCAUAUUCGGACGACGAAAGUGAUGAGGAGUUUGAAAUUUCAAAGCCCGAAGACAAGCAAGCUACCCAGCCAAUUUCAUUGGUGACUCCGUUAAUUGGAAGUGGUGGUGAUAAGUCUCCUGUACAGCCUCUUAGCUCUCCUCUACAGCCUCUUAGCGUAAAAGACGAUAAGGUUCCAAAUAAGCUAGACGACAAGCCCAAGUCACCAGUUGAGUCAGGAAAGCCUAGUCCAAAAGCAUAUUCGGACGAUGAAUGUGAUGAGGAGUUAGGAAUUCCAAAGCCCGAAGAAAAGCCAGUUACCCAGCCAAUUUCAUUGGUGACUCCGGUAAUUGGUGGUGGUGGUGAUAAGUCUCCUGUACAGCCUCUUAGCGUAAAAGACGAUAAGGUUCCAACUAAGCUAGACGACAAGCCCAAGUCACCAGUUGAGUCAGGAAAGCCUAGUCCAAAAGCAUAUUCGGACGACGAAAGUGAUAAGGAGUUUGAAAUUUCAAAGCCCGAAGACAAGCAAGCUACCCAGCCAAUUUCAUUGGUGACUCCGUUAAGUGGUAGUGGUGGUGAUAAGUCUCCUGUACAGCCUCUUAGCGUAAAAGACGAUAAGGUUCCAACUAAGCUAGACGACAAGCCCAAGUCACCAGUUGAGUCAGGAAAGCCUAGUCCAAAAGCAUAUUCGGACGACGAAAGUGAUGAGGAGUUUGAAAUUUCAAAGCCCGAAGACAAGCAAGCUACCCAGCCAAUUUCAUUGGUGACUCCGUUAAUUGGUAGUGGUGGUGAUAAGUCUCCUGUACAGCCUCUUAGCGUAAAAGACGAUAAGGUUCCAACUAAGCUAGACGACAAGCCCAAGUCACCAGUUGAGUCAGGAAAGCCUAGUCCAAAAGCAUAUUCGGACGACGAAUGUGAUGAGGAGUUAGGAAUUCCAAAGCCCGAAGAAAAGCCAGUUACCCAGCCAAUUUCAUUGGUGACUCCGGUAAUAGGUGAUGGUGGUGAUAAGUCUCCUUUACAGCCUCUUAGCGUAAAAGACGAUAAGGUUCCAACUAAGCUAGACGACAAGCCCAAGUCACCAGUUGUGUCAGGAAAGCCUAGUCCAAAAGCAUAUUCGGACGACGAAAGUGAUGAGGAGUUUGAAAUUUCAAAGCCCGAAGACAAGCAAGCUACCCAGCCAAUUUCAUUGGUGACUCCGUUAAUUGGAAGUGGUGACAAGCCAGUUACCCAGCCAAUUUCAUUGGUGACUCCUGUAAUUGGUGGUGGUGGUGAUAAGUCUCCUCUACAGCCUCUUAGCGUAAAAGACGAUAAGGUUCCAAAUAAGCUAGACGACAAGCCCAAGUCACCAGUUGAGUCAGGAAAGCCUAGUCCAAAAGCAUAUUCGGACGAUGAAUGUGAUGAGGAGUUAGGAAUUCCAAAGCCCGAAGAAAAGCCAGUUACCCAGCCAAUUUCAUUGGUGACUCCGGUAAUUGGUGGUGGUGGUGAUAAGUCUCCUGUACAGCCUCUUAGCGUAAAAGACGAUAAGGUUCCAACUAAGCUAGACGACAAGCCCAAGUCACCAGUUGAGUCAGGAAAGCCUAGUCCAAAAGCAUAUUCGGACGACGAAAGUGAUGAGGAGUUUGAAAUUUCAAAGCCCGAAGACAAGCAAGCUACCCAGCCAAUUUCAUUGGUGACUCCGUUAAGUGGUAGUGGUGGUGAUAAGUCUCCUGUACAGCCUCUUAGCGUAAAAGACGAUAAGGUUCCAACUAAGCUAGACGACAAGCCCAAGUCACCAGUUGAGUCAGGAAAGCCUAGUCCAAAAGCAUAUUCGGACGACGAAAGUGAUGAGGAGUUUGAAAUUUCAAAGCCCGAAGACAAGCAAGCUACCCAGCCAAUUUCAUUGGUGACUCCGUUAAUUGGUAGUGGUGGUGAUAAGUCUCCUGUACAGCCUCUUAGCGUAAAAGACGAUAAGGUUCCAACUAAGCUAGACGACAAGCCCAAGUCACCAGUUGAGUCAGGAAAGCCUAGUCCAAAAGCGUAUUCGGACGACGAAAGUGAUGAGGAGUUAGGAAUUCCAAAGCCCCAAGACAAGCCAGUUACCCAGCCAAUUUCAUUGGUGACUCCGGUAAUUGGUGGUGGUGGUGAUAAGUCUCCUCUACAACCUCUUAGCGUAAAAGACGAUAAGAUUCCAACUAAGCUAGACGACAAGCCCAAGUCACCAGUUGUGUCAGGAAAGCCUAGUCCAAAAGCGGACGACGAAAGUGAUGAGGAGUUUGGAAUUCCAAAGCCCCAAGACAAGCCAGUUACCCAGCCAAUUUCAUUGGUGACUCCGGUAAUUGGUGGUGGUGGUGAUAAGUCUAGUCUACAGCCCCUUAGCUCUCCUCUACAGCCUCUUAGCGUAAAAGACGAUAAGGUUCCAACUAAGCUAGACGACAAGCCCAAGUCACCAGUUGAGUCAGGAAAGCCUAGUCCAAAAGCAUAUUCGGACGACGAAAGUGAUGAGGAGUUUGAAAUUUCAAAGCCCGAAGACAAGCAAGCUACCCAGCCAAUUUCAUUGGUGACUCCGUUAAUUGGUAGUGGUGGUGAUAAGUCUCCUGUACAGCCUCUUAGCGUAAAAGACGAUAAGGUUCCAACUAAGCUAGACGUCAAGCCCAAGUCACCAGUUGAGUCAGGAAAGCCUAGUCCAAAAGCGUAUUCGGACGACGAAAGUGAUGAGGAGUUAGGAAUUCCAAAGCCCCAAGACAAGCCAGUUACCCAGCCAAUUUCAUUGGUGACUCCGGUAAUUGGUGGUGGUGGUGAUAAGUCUCCUGUACAGCCUCUUAGCGUAAAAGAUGAUAAGAUUCCAACUAAGCUAGACGACAAGCCCAAGUCACCAGUUGUGUCAGGAAAGCCUAGUCCAAAAGCGGACGACGAAAGUGAUGAGGAGUUUGGAAUUCCAAAGCCCCAAGACAAGCCAGUUACCCAGCCAACUUCAUUGGUGACUCCGGUAAUUGGUGGUGGUGGUGAUAAGUCUCCUCUACAGCCUCUUAGCUCUCCUGUACAGCCUCUUAGCGUAAAAGAUGAUACGGUUCCAACUAAGCUAGACAAGCCAAAGUCACCAGUUGAAUCAGGAAAGGCUAGUUCAAAAGCGUAUUCGGACGACGAAAGUGAUGAGGAGUUAGGAAUUCCAAAGCCCCAAGACAAGCCAGUUACCCAGCCAAUUUCAUUGGUGACUCCUGUAAUUGGUGGUGGUGGUGAUAAGUCUCCUCUACAGCCUCUUAGCGUAAAAGACGAUAAGGUUCCAAAUAAGCUAGACGACAAACCCAAGUCACCAAUUGACGUAAAAGACCAUAAGGUUCCAACUAAGCUAGACGACAAGCCAAAGUCACCAAUUGAGUCCGAAAAGCCUAGUCCAAAAGCGGACGACGAAAGUGAUGAGGAGUUAGGAAUUCCAAAGCCCCAAGACAAGCCAGUUACCCAGCCAAUUUCAUUGGUGACUCCUGUAAUUGGUGGUGGUGGUGAUAAGUCUCCUCUACAGCCUCUUAGCGUAAAAUACGAUAAGGUUCCAAAUAAGCUAGACGACAAGCCCAAGUCACCAAUUGACGUAAAAGACGAUAAGGUUCCAACUAAGCUAGACGACAAGCCCAAGUCACCAAUUGAGUCAGGAAAGCCUAGUCCAAAACCAUAUUCGGACGACGAAAGUGAUGAGGAGUUAGGAAUUCCAAAGCCCCAAGAUAAGCCAGUUACCCAGCCAAUUUCAUUGGUGACUCCGGUAAUUGGUGGUGGUGGUGAUAAGUCUCCUCUACAGCCGCUUAGCGUAAAAGACGAUAAGGUUCCAAAUAAGCUAGACGACAAGCCCAAGUCACCAAUUGAGUCUGAAAAGCCUAGUCCAAAAGCGGACGACGAAAGUGAUGAGGAGUUAGGAAUUCCAAAGCCCCAAGACAAGCCAGUUACCCAGCCAAUUUCAUUGGUGACUCCUGUAAUUGGUGGUGCCGAUACGGUUCCAACUAAGCUAGACGACAAGCCAAAGUCACCAAUUGACGUAAAAGACGAUAAGGUUCCAACUAAGUUAGACGACAAGCCCAAGUCACCAGUUGAGUCAGGAAAGCCUAGUCCAAAAGCGGACGACGAUAGUGUUGAGGAGUUAGGAAUUCCAAAGCCCCAAGACAAGCCAGUUACCCAGCCAAUUUCAUUGGUGACUCCUGUAAUUGGUGGUGGUGGUGAUAAGUCUCCUCUACAGCCUCUUAGCGUAAAAGACGAUAAGGUUCCAACUAAGCUAGACGACAAGCCCAAAACACCAAUUGACGUAAAAGCCGAUACGGUUCCAACUAAGCUAGACGACAAGCCAAAGUCACCAAUUGAGUCAGGAAAGGCUAGUCCAAAAGCGUAUUCGGAUGACGAAAGUGAUGAGGAGUUUGGAAUCCCAAAACCCCAAGACAAGCCAGUUACCCAGCCAAUUUCAUUGGUGACUCCGGUAAGUGGUGGUGGUGGUGAUAAGUCUCCUCUACAGCCUCUUAGCGUAAAAGACGAUAAGGUUCCAACUAAGUUAGACGACAAGCCCAAGUUACCAGUUGAGUCAGGAAAGGCUAGUCCAAAAGCGUAUUCGGAUGACGAAAGUGAUGAGGAGUUUGGAAUCCCAAAACCCCAAGACAAGCCAGUUACCCAGCCAAUUUCAUUGGUGAUUCCGGUAAUUGGUGGUGGUGGUGAUAAGUCUCCUCUACAGCCUCUUAGCGUAAAAGACGAUAAGGUUCCAACUAAGUUAGACGACAAGCCCAAGUCACCAGUUGACGUAAAAGCCGAUACGGUUCCAACUAAGCUAGACGACAAGCCAAAGUCACCAAUUGAGUCAGGAAAGGCUAGUCCAAAAGCGUAUUCGGAUGACGAAAGUGAUGAGGAGUUUGGAAUCCCAAAACCCCAAGACAAGCCAGUUACCCAGCCAAUUUCAUUGGUGACUCCGGUAAUUGGUGGUGGUGGUGAUAAGUCUCCUCUACAUCCAAAAGCGUAUUCGGAUGACGAAAGUGAUAAAUCUCCUCUACCACCUCUUAGCGUAAAAGACGAUGAGGUUCCAACUAAGCUAGACGACAAGCCCAAGUCACCAAUUGAGUCAGGAAAGCCUAGUCCAAAACCAUAUUCGGACGACGAAAGUGAUGAGGAGUUAGGAAUUCCAAAGCCCCAAGAUAAGCCAGUUACCCAGCCAAUUUCAUUGGUGACUCCGGUAAUUGGUGGUGGUGGUGAUAAGUCUCCUCUACAGCCUCUUAGCGUAAAAGACGAUAAGGUUCCAAAUAAGCUAGACGACAAGCCCAAGUCACCAAUUGAGUCUGAAAAGCCUACCGAUACGGUUCCAACUAAGCUAGACGACAAGCCAAAGUCACCAAUUGAGUCAGGAAAGGCUAGUCCAAAAGCGUAUUCGGAUGACGAAAGUGAUGAGGAGUUUGGAAUCCCAAAACCCCAAGACAAGCCAGUUACCCAGCCAAUUUCAUUGGUGACUCCGGUAAUUGGUGGUGGUGGUGAUAAGUCUCCUCUACAGCCUCUUAGCUCUCCUCAAGAGCCUCUUAGCGUAAAAGACGAUAAGGUUCCAACAAAGCUAGACGACAAGCCAAAGUCAUCAAUUGAGUCAGGGAAGCCUAGUCCAAAAGCGUUUUCGGACGACGAAAAUGAUGAAGAGUUUGAAAUUCCAAAGCCCCAAGAUAAGCCAGUUACCCAGCCAAUUUCAUUGGUGACUCCGGUAAUUGGUGGUGGUGGUGAUAAGUCUCCUCUACAGCCUCUUAGCGUAAAAGACGAUAAGGUUCCAAAUAAGCUAGACGACAAGCCCAAGUCACCAAUUGAGUCUGAAAAGCCUAGUCCAAAAGCGGACGACGAAAGUGAUGAGGAGUUAGGAAUUCCAAAGCCCCAAGACAAGCCAGUUACCCAGCCAAUUUCAUUGGUGACUCCGGUAAUUGGUGGUGGUGGUGAUAAGUCUCCUCUACAUCCAAAAGCGUAUUCGGAUGACGAAAGUGAUAAAUCUCCUCUACCACCUCUUAGCGUAAAAGACGAUGAGGUUCCAACUAAGCUAGACGACAAGCCCAAGUCACCAAUUGAGUCAGGAAAGCCUAGUCCAAAAGCGUAUUCGGAUGACGAAAGUGAUGAGGAGUUUGGAAUCCCAAAACCCCAAGACAAGCCAGUUACCCAGCCAAUUUCAUUGGUGACUCCGGUAAUUGGUGGUGGUGGUGAUAAGUCUCCUCUACAUCCAAAAGCGUAUUCGGAUGACGAAAGUGAUAAAUCUCCUCUACCACCUCUUAGCGUAAAAGACGAUGAGGUUCCAACUAAGCUAGACGACAAGCCCAAGUCACCAAUUGAGUCAGGAAAGCCUAGUCCAAAACCAUAUUCGGACGACGAAAGUGAUGAGGAGUUAGGAAUUCCAAAGCCCCAAGAUAAGCCAGUUACCCAGCCAAUUUCAUUGGUGACUCCGGUAAUUGGUGGUGGUGGUGAUAAGUCUCCUCUACAGCCUCUUAGCGUAAAAGACGAUAAGGUUCCAAAUAAGCUAGACGACAAGCCAAAGUCACCAAUUGAGUCAGGAAAGGCUAGUCCAAAAGCGUAUUCGGAUGACGAAAGUGAUGAGGAGUUUGGAAUCCCAAAACCCCAAGACAAGCCAGUUACCCAGCCAAUUUCAUUGGUGAUUCCGGUAAUUGGUGGUGGUGGUGAUAAGUCUCCUCUACAGCCUCUUAGCGUAAAAGACGAUAAGGUUCCAACUAAGUUAGACGACAAGCCCAAGUCACCAGUUGACGUAAAAGCCGAUACGGUUCCAACUAAGCUAGACGACAAGCCAAAGUCACCAAUUGAGUCAGGAAAGGCUAGUCCAAAAGCGUAUUCGGAUGACGAAAGUGAUGAGGAGUUUGGAAUCCCAAAACCCCAAGACAAGCCAGUUACCCAGCCAAUUUCAUUGGUGACUCCGGUAAUUGGUGGUGGUGGUGAUAAGUCUCCUCUACAGCCUCUUAGCGUAAAAGACGAUAAGGUUCCAACUAAGUUAGACGACAAGCCCAAGUUACCAGUUGAGUCAGGAAAGGCUAGUCCAAAAGCGUAUUCGGAUGACGAAAGUGAUGAGGAGUUUGGAAUCCCAAAACCCCAAGACAAGCCAGUUACCCAGCCAAUUUCAUUGGUGAUUCCGGUAAUUGGUGGUGGUGGUGAUAAGUCUCCUCUACAGCCUCUUAGCGUAAAAGACGAUAAGGUUCCAACUAAGUUAGACGACAAGCCCAAGUCACCAGUUGACGUAAAAGCCGAUACGGUUCCAACUAAGCUAGACGACAAGCCAAAGUCACCAAUUGAGUCAGGAAAGGCUAGUCCAAAAGCGUAUUCGGAUGACGAAAGUGAUGAGGAGUUUGGAAUCCCAAAACCCCAAGACAAGCCAGUUACCCAGCCAAUUUCAUUGGUGACUCCGGUAAUUGGUGGUGGUGGUGAUAAGUCUCCUCUACAUCCAAAAGCGUAUUCGGAUGACGAAAGUGAUAAAUCUCCUCUACCACCUCUUAGCGUAAAAGACGAUGAGGUUCCAACUAAGCUAGACGACAAGCCCAAGUCACCAAUUGAGUCAGGAAAGCCUAGUCCAAAACCAUAUUCGGACGACGAAAGUGAUGAGGAGUUAGGAAUUCCAAAGCCCCAAGAUAAGCCAGUUACCCAGCCAAUUUCAUUGGUGACUCCGGUAAUUGGUGGUGGUGGUGAUAAGUCUCCUCUACAUCCAAAAGCGGACGACGAAAGUGAUGAGGAGUUAGGAAUUCCAAAGCCCCAAGACAAGCCAGUUACCCAGCCAAUUUCAUUGGUGACUCCUGUAAUUGGUGGUGGUGGUGAUAAGUUUUCUCUACAGCCCCUUAGCGUAAAAGCCGAUACGGUUCCAACUAAGCUAGACGACAAGCCAAAGUCACCAAUUGAGUCAGGAAAGGCUAGUCCAAAAGCGUAUUCGGAUGACGAAAGUGAUGAGGAGUUUGGAAUCCCAAAACCCCAAGACAAGCCAGUUACCCAGCCAAUUUCAUUGGUGACUCCGGUAAUUGGUGGUGGUGGUGAUAAGUCUCCUCUACAGCCUCUUAGCUCUCCUCAAGAGCCUCUUAGCGUAAAAGACGAUAAGGUUCCAACAAAGCUAGACGACAAGCCAAAGUCAUCAAUUGAGUCAGGGAAGCCUAGUCCAAAAGCGUUUUCGGACGACGAAAAUGAUGAAGAGUUUGAAAUUCCAAAGCCCCAAGAUAAGCCAGUUACCCAGCCAAUUUCAUUGGUGACUCCGGUAAUUGGUGGUGGUGGUGAUAAGUCUCCUCUACAGCCUCUUAGCGUAAAAGACGAUAAGGUUCCAAAUAAGCUAGACGACAAGCCCAAGUCACCAAUUGACGUAAAAGACGAUAAGGUUCCAAAUAAGCUAGACGACAAGCCCAAGUCACCAAUUGAGUCUGAAAAGCCUAGUCCAAAAGCGGACGACGAUGGUGGUGGUGAUAAGUCUCUUAUACAGUCUCUUAGCGUAAAAAGCGAUAAGGCCCCAACAAAGCUAGACGACAAGUCCAAGUCCCCUGUAGAGUCAGGAAAGCCUAGUCAGAAAGAGUUUUUGGACGAAAGAAAUAAGCAGCUUGAAUUUUCAGAGCCCAAAAGAACUGUGGAUAAACCAUCCCGUUUAACUGACGGAAAACCAAAGUCUGUUCACCCGGAAAAUGUCCUGUCCAUGCAUGGGGAAGAACCGAAGUCACCAUCCCUAAUAUCAUUUUCACAAGAGUCCAGUAAUGCUGAAUCAAUUUCUAUUUCGCACCGCCAAGAAAGUAGGUCUGUUCAACAGAUUGUUGAGGAUACUAUAAGAGCUGGUGAUGCUGAGGUACAAAAAAUUGUUGAUGAAACGCUGAAGAGUGUUCAACAUACGAGAAACUUUUGCAUUGUAAAGGAUCAAACCGAUGAUGAAGAUCGCUCAGUUAAACAAAUAGUUGAAGAAACACUUAAGAAUGCAAAAUUGAACUCUGAUAUUUCGAGAGAAGAUAAAGUGUGUCCUCCUAAGGUUGAUCAAAUAGAAGCAAAAGAAGUACGUCCGGUUGCAUACUUUGUAAAUUUGGACAAUGAAGAAAAAUCGAUAGUUCCUGUUAAGAAACAAAUAGUCAAGUCACAACAGAAAAAGGUAACUAAAUUAGAGGCAGAAAGGUUAGUAAAAAAAUCCAGCCCAAAAGCAGCGACUAAGAUUACCGUUAGUAAAAAAAUAGUGGGGGUUAGGGAAAAACCUAAGAUUGAUGCUAAGACCACACCUGUUUCCCCUGCAAAGGUAAAGAUGACCACUAACAUGCAAACGCAAAUUAGAAAGACAAUAACGGACAAAACGAAACUACCAAGCAAAACUGAGUCGAGACGUUCAGUCACAAGCUCAACUUCAACCACCACUAGUUCAGCUUCCGGCGCAAGUCGAGUGAUAAGUGAAAUACACUUCGAACGGUCUGCGAGCCCUGCGUCUAGUUCCAUUUUCUAUGAAAGCCAUCCGCAAGGUGAAGGCAGUCGCUCAAACACCCCCAGGCCAAGGGUCAAGACUGACGUGACAAGAAUACCGUAUAAUGCAUCGAUUCGAUCGUUCAGUCCCCAGCCCAAAGCCACAAAGUCAGAAAAGAAAAUUGUCAAACAAACUAAAACUACUGCCAUUCGAUCUAUCAAAGAGCUUUCAGAAAAGAGUUCAAAUAACACUGAGCGAAUUGGCAGCCAAGAUAACAUUGAGAAGAGGAAAACACCGACACCGUCUGCCACGCACAGAUAUAUGCAGCCCACCCUGGCCCACAGCAUGAGAUACGGUUUGAGUGGCGAUGGCGACAUUGGCCAGAGUGUCUCUCCGGUACCGCCAAAGUCGCCAGCACCAACGAAAUCGACAGCUCUGGUCCAAUCCAAAAGUACUCAAAGAACACAUUUAAUAACAAGUGCCUUGACAAAGUCGACAUCACAGAUAACGAAGCAAAAGAACACGAUUGCUGAGAAGAAACCAACACAACCCCGUUCCCAGAUUACAAAAGGCUCGCAAAGUGAUAGCAAGGAGUCCCUGAAAAGAAGUACCGACCGCCUAUACAAACGACAGACAUCCAAGGAAAAUAAGCAAACAAACGUGAUAGGCUCCAAGAGCCAAGCAACCAAAAGCAUGAAGACACAAUCAGCUAAUUCAGCCAAGACACUUGCCUACAGAACUUCCAUAGAAACCGACAACAAGCUUCAGAAAAAGACCACAGCCACUAUACAGCGCACCAAAGUUCCAAUUAGCGUGUCUUCCAGUGCAAGGACUGCAGCAAAACUAAGCAAGAGUGAUGACACCGAAAAGAGACCUCAGGUAGACAAUAAGAAAACAGUUAAGCGAACGGUAAGCAAGACAAGUGAAGGCAGCGGAACUACGACCAUUACCACAUCGACCAGAACCGUGAAUAGCUCUAUGGAGCCGAAACUUCAAAAAAAGAUGAAGGACACUAUGAACGAAUCGAGUUCGAAUUCAGGUAGCGGCACUACCAGUGCUAGCGGCUCCUCCAACAGUACAAGGCGAAGUGUGCGCUCCGUCAGCACAGUUAGCCGGAAGACAGACAAGGACUUAACCAACAUUCGGCGGGCAGCGGGCGCUGUUGUUUCGACAUCGACAGUACGUGUGCAUCGGGAACCAACUGCAACCACCGGCGCUGUUAGCACCGUGCUCGUUGAUGACGACUGUGAGGUGAUAACAAUACGUUCCAUUAAAUCAAGCGAUAGUACAAAAAGUUCUACCUCAUCAUCCUCCGGUAGCGGCAGCAACAGUCGCAAAGUGCUAACCAGCGAGGUAUUCACUAAAACCUUCGGCCCCGACAAGCCGCUCGAGGUGGUCUACCGACAGCCCGAGUUUGAUGUAGAACACCACACCAUCAUGUCAGUGCGUCCGCCAUCCACCACAUAUGGCGAUCAGCAGAGGUGCAUCAACGAAUUCGAUGUCAGCUUCAUCGACACCACCGACUCCAGUCUUUCCGACUCUGUUGCCUUACCUAUGUUCGGCUCCGGCGAUCCAGAGCGUCUGUUGGCCGCCAGCCCCGGUUCUCCCAAACCGACCCGUAGCCCCCUGGCCCUUAUAGAGGAGACCCUGCGCCGCCAGCAACAGCACCACCACCAUCAUCAGCACUACCACCACAGUAGCGUUGGUACAUCCGGUGCUGCUGUCCUUGAUCCAUCUCUGCCGAUGCAAGUGGCUUUUGGAGAGAGUCGACAGGAAGCGGAGGUAGAGUUGGAGAAGAGCAGCACUUCUAAAGAAACCCUUCAGGAAAAGAAAGUAGACCUAUCUAGUCUGGAUACCGCAAAGCUCUCACAAGAAAUUGGUGAUGUUAAAGUUGGUGGUGGUGAUGAUGAUGGUGAUUUCGAUGGUGAAGAUCUUGUGGCACGCAUUCGCGAGGAAGCCAAUAUUCUGGUGGAUCGCGUGCUUGAAGAAAGUGUCGAGAUUAUUGAAAGUCAUGGUCAUCAGGCCAAUGGCCACGAGAUCGCUAAGCUGGAUUACAACUCAGAAAGUGAGAAUUAUGCAAUCACAUGCGACGAUAUCGGCGGCGUCGAUGUCAUCAAAUCGCCCACCAUUGAGUCCAUGUCGGGCAAGUCGUUUGACGACAACAUGAGCUUCACCGACGAGCACAUACAUUUACCUUUGCAUGCCCAGAACACGACCACCACCAUGACAACGACAAUUACCACUCAGUUCCAACAGCAGCAAUCCCAGGUGCAGCUACCCCAAGUCAUUUCCCAGGCUGCUGCCACAAGUACAUCGGCAGCAAAAGAUCCAGUCCCAGUACUCGAAUCCGAAUCCGUACUCCCAACCGUAGAAAGUAGUCGAAAUCAAACCGAAGAAGACAGGGAGACACGAGCGAGGCGCAUUGAUCGAAAGAUCGAAAAACUAUCCACGGACAUGGACGACGUAAGCGCCAAGUUCGAUGAGGCGUUUGAGAUGUCGGUGCCCGAGGACGAGAUUAGCGCCUUGCAGGGUGACUUUUCCAAACUGAGCUGGGAUGACAGCGUGUCGCCCACGACCAACACCAUGGCCGAUAUGGCCCAGAACCAAAUAACACCCGAUAACGAUAUUCAAGAUCUCAUCGCAGAAACAGGCGGCGAUUUACCAAACUCAAGUGAAACCGAAACCACUCCCGUACCACCGUCGAAAGAAUCGGAAACCAAAACCGAAACUGUGCCGACGGUAGAAACCAAUGUAUUCACUACUACCACCAGCCACGAUACACCCACACCAAAACCACGAGUACUCAAAGCAAGCUCCCCAGUCUCCGAAGGCACCGAUAGCACUACCAUUCCUGGCCCAGUGCCAAAACCUGAAAUACCGAUUGAUAUUAAUUUUGAUGCCGCCGCACCGGUUCCGAAGCCACGUGCUCCCAUAAAACACACGGAACCGUUCGAAAACCUGGCUGCCUUAGCCGAGCAGUCCGAUAGUAUUAGUCUGAGGAGCUUUGAAUUUACGGAGGAUAUAUCCAAGACGGACGAACCCUCCACAGAGCUCUCCAUCCGUUCCCAGCUUCGUGACAUAGUCACAACUACCACCACUGCAUCAGAAGAUCACACCGAAAGCUUUGAGCCAACGAGCGAGAUUUCCGUGGAUGAUGCCGAUACGGAAAAAUCAGAGGGAGCGGAAAAGACCACUAGCUUUUAUAUUGGAGAAUCCAGCCGAAAUGUUAUAAUCAAGACCUCAACAAGAUCUGCGAGCGUUACACCGCAAGAAGAAGAAGCGCAAGGCGAUAUAGGCAUUGAUGCCAAGGAUGUUUCUUUAAUGAAGGAGAUAUCCGUCGACUCGGACGAAGCUAAUGAUGUUUUCAAGGAGUAUGUCACAAUGAAGCCCGAUGAUCCUGCUGUAGUGGACAGCAAGAUAACCAGACAAGGUUCGGAGACUAGAAAUGAUAUACUCGAACUUGAGAAUGCCGAUAAAGACAAAACAGGAGAGCCCAAGCUCUCCAAGGUAACCACCGAGGAAAGCUUGACAACGUCCACCGGCUCCAGUGGUCGAGCCAUUAUCGAAAUUGCUCCAUCAAGCAGUGAAGAUCCCGAUGAGUCCAGCAAGGAAAUUCCCGAAAUAGUAAAUACUAUCUCAGAAAAAACGCCCUCAUCUGAUCGAUUUGAAUUGCCCUUGGAAAAAAGUGAAUGGGAAACAUCAGAGAAAGAAAUCCCAACUGCGGGCAAGCCAAAGGUAGUUCACUCGCCACAACAACCCCAAGAAACCGAAAUUAAGGGAAUGUCUGAUAAGUCUCUCCUUGGUGAUGUCCUUGCCGAAGAGCAGGAAUCUGGGGAAUUCGGAAUGAGUGAGCUCAAGAGCUUGAAAGGUCAAGAAGAAUUUGUGAAGGAGUCGUCAUCAGCCUUAGGUAUCAAUACCAUGUCCCAAGAAUACUCUACCACUGCUGAGAGUGAGGAUAUCUCAUCAUUCAUAGGCAUACCUGAUACAAGUAUGCAAACUUCAACAUUAGACAGCACACAGCCUCCAGAAGGUCUGUUUGACACCACAAUCAAGGAGACUCUGAAUAAGCAAGCAGCAAUGGCACACUACGCUCAGGAUGUUUUUGGCAGAGUGGAGAGGCGAGAUGAUCACGGUUCGCUAGGUUUCAUAUCCACUGGCACAGCUGAAGAAUUAAGUUCCAUGGAAGAGCACAUGGCAAAGGAGGAACAAGCCUCUUUAGGUUUUAUCUCCACUGAAACUGCCGAAGACUUUAGUUCCAUGGAAGAUUACUAUUCCGAAAAAUUAGCUAUUGCCAGUGCGGUUGCAGAUGAUGUUGCUACCGACAAAUCAAUUACCACCAGCACUUUUGAGGAGCUUUCGUCGGAUCAAUCGAUGAAGCCAAUCGAUGUGGUGGUGCAUCGACUAAAGACAGAGACAUCACCGGAUUCCAUCAACCGUUGGUCUGUUCCCGACGUGGAUACCUCAAGCUCCAGUGAGAGCUUCCACAAGAGCUUCGACAAGACUCAAAGUCGACCUCUGUCCUCAGAUUUAGACAACCUUUUGACUGCCACUGGCACUGGUACCUCAAGUGAGUACCAAACAGCUAGGGAAUUUACUACCACUGGUCGUACUGAGGGAACCGAAUAUAUAAGCGCAGUCAGCACUCUUGGCAGCAGUAGCUUAGAUUCUCAAUCAGAGACUUCUGCCAAUUUGGCCAGCAUUGAUGUUUCUGAGCUGUCCGAAACAUUGGUAGCCUCCUCUGCUGAAGCAGAUGCUUUCGAGGCUGAAGAAAUGGCGCGACUACGUGAUCUCCGAGCUGAUGACGAUGAUAGCGAUGAGAGUCUGGAACUGCCAGGAAAUGCGUAUCCAACCAGCGAACAGCAGAGCCUCAUGAAACGAUCCCAGGAAAUGAUUUUCAAGCCCAAAGUUGAGGAAGAAGAGCAAUUACCUGUCGAAGCUGUGCAAAUCGAAGAAUAUCCUAAGCCCAAGGAGGUAGAACGCACUUGGGGCCUUGCCUAUCCUCUGGAGGACAGCAAGGCGGAUAGUCCUCGGGAGAGUGAAAAAGGCGAGGACAUCCUGUUAUAUCAUGGAGACUCACGUCGAUCAAUUGACGAGUCUAAGUUGGCCUCGAGCUUAGACGAAGGUAGCAUUCUUUCUGUAAGCAUGUCAAGCACAUCCAACAUUGAUACUGUCGUAGAGAAUUUUGAUGACAUUAUUGGUUCUGCGGGAUCAUCUUCCCUAACAGGCAUUGAAGGUUUCCAGUAUGGACAUGAUGAUUCGAUUCCAUCUGCCUCUGUGCCAGAGGAUGCCACAUUUAUGCUAGAAAUGGAGAGCAAAGAACAUUCGCCACAGGACUCUAAUGCCAGUACACCGCCAGGAGGGGAAUCCAAACGUCGGGGCCACAAGCGAAACGAGAGCAUUUCAGGAGAUGCUUUGAAGAACCUGGACAAAGAGGUUGCGCUUCUUGGCGAAGGCAAAGAAUCAGAAAGUGAGUCAGAUACGGAUCCCUACGAAUCGGAAUAUGCCCGCCAGUUCCGUUCUCCAAAAGAACGAAAGAGCAAAAAGAAGAAGCAGGCGGCAGCCGAAAUGGAUCACAGUGGUGAGUUGGAAAAGCGCCCAUUUACCCCAUCCCAGCUGGUAGCCGAGGUAAUCGUUGAGGACAGUGCCACAGAGGAGUUAGAGGCAGAGGCAGCAAUGAUAGAAGAACGUCGCCCUUCACAAAACAUGCAGGACUACUCCAACAUUCCCGACAUUAUGGUUACGGAAGACAUUAAGUCGCCUAUCUUAGAGGAGGAAUCGGAUGAGUUCCCUGAGAAGACGCUGUACAAGGUGCGCACCGAAGAAGAGUUGCACAAGGCGAGCGAUACUUCUAUGUACCAGAAGGCCAAGGCCGAAGAGAAGGAGCAGGACUUUCAGCGACGAGUGCAGGAGCAGUACCGACAGAAGCUUGAGGAACUAAAGCGGGCUGAGGUUGGCGCCGACUACGAUGAUCGCAAGGCUCCCGACUCUCCAGAUUCCUUUGAAAUGGUUGAACAACCCGAUAUCUCAGAUGAGUUCGUGAUCAUUGAGGAAGUGGCCAAGGAAGCCAACGAAGUUGAUCUUGGUGGUCAGAGCAUUAAGAUUAAACCAACCAAGUAUGAGCAGAAGCACGAUGAGGACGUGGAAAAAAUUAUCAUAAAGUCUGCGCCGGCAGACCCUAAGCUCGGCUCUCAGCUUUACAAGGACGAUCUGAACUUUGAGUUCGAAGAAAGUCCUCCCACAGCAGCUAGUAGCAGCAGCGAACAGCAGGAGGAAAGUGAUUCUAGCGAAACUGCAGCAGCAAACAAGCGGUGGGUUGAGAUGCAAUUGACCGAUAACCAGCUGCGGUAUCCCUACGAUUUAACCGGAGCUGUCCUAGAGGACAUUAAGGAGGAAGACGGUGAAUUCGAGGUAGGCAGCAGUCGCAUCAGCAGCUUCAAGGAUUCCUUCUCGAGUACACCGGAGUACGAUGUGGCGGCACGUCGUUAUCAUUCCCGUGGCGAACACGACGAUGUCUCAAUGAGUAGUCUGCAAGAGUUUGAGUCUCUGGAGCAGGCCAUUUCACUGGAGAAUCGGAAUCGCACUCAUCAAGGUUCUACAGAUUCCAGCAAUGGAAGCUUCACCCGCCGAUACGUUGUUCGUCACAGUGGCAGUGGAACUGCUCCGGGCGAUGAUGUGUCGGUCUCCAGUCUUAAAGAUUUCGAGGGUCUUGAGAAUGCCUGCAUUGAAGCCCACCUGAUAGAGAUCAAGGCCAGGGAGGAAGCAGCUCUGCUAUCACGCUCUGAUGAGUCCAAUAAAUCCAAUGGCAGUGAUAAAGGUGCUACGGGUAAUGUGGUGGUGACCAAGGUCACGCGCACAGUAACCCGCACUGAGGUGGUGCCCUCGAGUCAAGCUGAGAACAUCGAAGCCCUGCUUAAACACAAAUUGGAGCGGGAGGAAGGAUCUGCUCAAGUAAAAUUCACGGACAUAAGCACUACUGAGUUGGAGCCUAAAUCAAAGAUCGACAGCCAGGACUCAGAAAAGGAUAGCAUCGAUAGCAUGGAAAUAAGCAAGAGCCACGACAUGAUGACCAGCAGCAUAGAGAGCUUCGACAUUUCCAAAGACGCCACUACGAGAUCAGAUAUUGAUUCCCUUGAGAUCGACAAGCGACACUCGCGACAGGAGAGCAUAGAGUCUUUUGGCGAUGAGCAAUUAGAUCUGAUGACGAAGUUUGUUAGCGGCGGAGGAGUGACACUGGGAGACGGCCUGACCACUACCACAACUACGACCACGACCAGUACGGAUGCCGAUGGACAUGAACACACGGUAACGCGGGUGAUUACCACCACAACAAGUGUUGGUGGUGGCAUUCAGGACCUCCCAAUGGAUGAGUCCGGAAUGUCGAAGGAAGUAUCGGUGGAUUCUCUAAAUCUUUGUAUAGAGCAAACGACCAGCUCGGCUGGCACAACGGCCACCUAUCAAACCAGUGCUGGAAACUCCCAGAUGUCGGGGAGCGUAACGAGCUGUGCAUCUAGCACUCUAAUGGAGGAUUCAUUCCCUGGUGUGGGUGGCAUGUCGUCAUCCCAGAUGUCGGCCAGUUUUUGGUCUCACGAAGAAUCCACGGUGGUCGAGGAUGAAGGACAUGACACAGCUAAGAAGCACCAUGAAGGCCAGUAAAUGCUGGAUGGGAUAGAGAAAAAAGAUAGAGAGAAAGAGAGAGAGAUGGGAGAAGUCAUGCGUAAUCCUAUAUGAAAAUAGGGCUUAAACGGUGACUUAUAAUAUUCGGCUAGACAAGGCGCACUUCUAGGCGCAACACUAAUGAAUCGAUCUCUGGACGGGAAAUGCAUCUUCACCGGCUCUAAACAUCACCGAUUUCAAAUCGAACAGCAAGAGGGAUUUAUUAAUUAGCAAAUUUCGACAUUUUCCAUCUACACACAUUUUUAAUGAUAUUGAAGUGCAUACACGAGUUUUUAAAGGCAAAUAUAUAUAUUUUAUAUAUUUAUAAAAACUAUAAAAUCGCAAACAUUAAUACGAAUAUGAAUAUGUCAAGCAUUAGCCGUUCAACGCAUUUUCUUAUUGGCUUUAAUGUUUAAAAAUUAAAUGAAAUAUUAAAAAAGAGAAACCAAAACCUUUUGUGCUAGAGCGUUGUAAUGAAAAUAACCCUUUGCUUUUAAUUUGAUGUAGUUAUUAUAUAUGUACAUGUACGAAGGAUACUUAUUAUUAAAUGAAUCGCUUAUUAUUGUAGUUUAAUUUAAGCAAUUAUACAAACGCAUGUGGAAAAGGGGACGUAAUGAAAUAGUCGAAGCCUGGCAAGUGAAAUGCUUUUAAAGUCUUAUUUUUUACAAGAACCAAGCAAAUUUUUUCGCUUGCAUAUUUUAACAGUGAAAUAUACAUAAAUAUACAACUUGAAAAAAACAGUACAUAGAUCAAAUUUAAAGCAUAUACAAACAAGAUAUGAAAUUAAUUCACAUAGAAAUACCACAAAGAGCCAUGAAGUGUAUCGCUAAUUUUCGUAAAGCACAUCUUGCGUGAACGAACCUACUUAUUGAAAGGAUUUAAACGUUUUAGCAUCACCACUGUAAUGGAAUAUGAAUAAAAAUAAUAUUUGUGUUAAAAACAUACAAGAAAUAUUAAAAAAAAAAUAACAUUAUUGUAUUGUAAACCCACACGCGUAUUAAUAACCAAAUAAAAUGCUUAAUAAAAACUCA